Molecule: messenger RNA, 825 nt
Organism: Geodia barretti
Lineage: Eukaryota; Metazoa; Porifera; Demospongiae; Tetractinellida; Geodiidae
Source: the annotation of a GenBank genome assembly
AUGCGCCGCGAUGACGACCUCCCACGCGAUUCGGAAAGUCGUGUUCCCCGCGGCCGGACUCGGGACCCGCAUCCUGCCGGCCACCGCGGUGCUCCCCAAGGAGCUGCUGCCAAUCGUCGACAAGCCGACAUCCAGUACGGCGUCGAGGAGGCGGUCGCGUCCGGUCUGUCGCAGAUCGUUCUCGUGAACAGCCCCGGGAAGCGGAUACUCGAGGACCAUUUCGGCGGGCACGCGGCCCUCGACGCACAGCUCGCCCGGCGCGGGAAAUCGGCGCUGCUGGACGGCCUGCGCGAGCUCACCGCCGGCAUCGCGCUGUCGACGGUGUUCCAGGACGAGCCGCUGGGACUGGGCCACGCGGUGCUCGUCAGCCGCGAGGCGGUCGGCGACGAGCCGUUCGGGGUCGUGCUGAGCGACGACGUCAUCGACGCCGACCCGCCCGCGCUCGCCCAGAUGCUGGCGGUGUUCGCACAGGUCGACGGCCCGGUCCUCCUCGUCGAGCGGGUGCCCCGCGAGGCGGUCGGCCGCUACGGCGUCAUCGCCGGCAAAGCGCUGGGCAACGGCGUCCACAAGACGGCCCGAGGUCUGGGCGGCGAGAUCCAGUUGACCGACGGGCUGCGGCGUCUCCUCGCGCAACGUCCGAUCUUCGCGGUCGAGCUCGACGGGGUGCGCCACGACGCCGGGAACAAGCCGGGCUACCUCCGCGCCAUCCUCCAUUUCGCGCGGAAACAUCCCGAGCUGCGCCGCGAGCUGCCGGGUCUGAUGGGCGAGGCGGUCCCGGAGGCGCGCUGCCGGCCGGUGUCGGCUGCCGCCGGCGCGUCAGACUGA